GGAAAUUUCUUUUCUAAAAUAUAAGUUUAUUUCCGUAAGUUUACGCAACUCAACCCGGAAACGCUUGUUUAAAUCAAUUUCGGAUAGAUUUCCAAAUUGUACAACAAUACCAGUGACAUCGUGAUGUUUAAUUUUGACGGUGAUUUCCGUCGUCGCCCACAACAAAAUCUUGGUGGCGUAUCGCAGAAAUCCGAUCGUCUUAGUAUUAUCAGAAAGGCCCAGCAGGAGAGACAGAAACGGGAGGAAGCCCGUCGUCAACAGCAUGGGGCCACAGUGAUUCAGAGUUCUGCUAGAAGUUUUGUUCAGCGCCAGACGGUGAAACGUCGGGAGCGGGACUGCUUCGAUGAGUAUCGGAAGGCAAACGGAUUGAAAAGGCUGCCGGACUUAGAGUACCUUAGCAAAAGAAUUCUGUUUUUCUAUCAUGCCAAAAAUAGCAAAGACGGAGAACGAUUGAUUUUUCUCUGUCAGUACUUGAUAAAAAACCAAAAGGAAACUUUCGAGGUUGCCACUACAGAACCCAUCUGGACCUAUCGUUUGAAAAAACUUUUGGGACUAUGUCUACAGCAAAUGUUUAUUCCAGAACAUUCAUCGGCAAUACCUAUUCGAAUGUUAGAAAUCUACUCAUCCAGCAGUUACAUCGAUGAACAUAUCCAUCCCGACAAUCCGCAGGUCAGUCGUCAUUAUCUGGAGAACAUUUUCUGCUACCUAAUACGUCAGCGAUACUUCCAAAUUGUGCGUCAAUUGAUUGAGGAAAAAAUUCCGCCGCUAGACGAAGACACUACGGUUAUUCCAAACCCAAUUGGGGACGCACUGCUCAAGAUGGUACUUCGCCCGCUCCGGUUGAUUUCAACAGCAAGAACUGCGGAAAACGAGCGAUUUAAUUCCAGCAUUCUACAAUCUUUUUGUUUCUACGUUCUCUCGCCAGACUUUUCCAACCAGAUUAAGCACUUUAUUAUUCCUUCAUUGGCGAACAGCUUGGAUUUUCCAUAUAUUGCGCUGGUUCGAUAUAUUGCGGACGAGUAUCAGCUAAGACUGGACUAUCAGAACACGAUUUUGAUCGACAUUGACGAUGAGAUGAAUGAUUCGAUAACUAAACCGGAUGAAGCAGCACAUGGUGGCGAAAGUGCCAGCAAGAAACUUCGAAAGUGUCGAAACAAAGAACAGUUAUUGCUUACUAGUUCGCUGCUGUAUGCUACAAUGAAGUUAGGCGAAAAUCAGUUUGAUAAAUUUAACAGUGUGCCACUGUACAGUGCGUAUGUUAAGGUUUUGUCCUCGAUGGUGAACAACAUAACAAAACUUCCAAAACAAACCCCCGAAGCAUACCACCACCAACAAGAUGAUUCCACCGAUACCGAGUCGGAAUCCGAAGAUGUUCAUAUGCUAACCAAUGCGGAAAAUCAGACUUUGGUGGAUAUAAUUACUAUGCUGAACGAUAAUCAACGAGUAGUUUUUAUGAUAGGACACGUCGACAGUAUACUGGAUAAACCGGACGUUGUACAGCAUCUGUGCUUGAUCUGUCACAAUUUAAUGACCUACAAUAAACUGGCAGUGUAUGAGUACAAACUGUUGUACAUGUUGGCCUCCAAACCGCAAUUCAUUCGAUCGCUUUGGUAUACAUUAACUGCGCAAACCGCUAAUCAAGGAUUUUCUUCGCCGAUUUCUUUGCUGUCCAAAGGAUUAUCAAUCUCCAAAUAUGAUUCGGAUCGAAUUGUACCGAUACUAGCUUCAUUUUGCGCCCUGUUUGGUCGACUUAUUGCAACGCUGCACGACGGAGAAUUUUGCCAGGAGAAUGUUCUGCCUGGAACAGUCAGCAAAAUCAUGCCAUUUACCAUUGCGGAAAUUAUCCCCCUCAGCACAACUCUGAAGGAAAUCUCCUUGGGUUUGGUAGAAUUGGCUUUCCCCGAAACUCGUUCUUCGCUUAAAGAUAGUUAUCGAACCAUGCUCACUUCGCUGAACAACGAGUCAAUCUCACAUUAUCGCCUAAAGUGCGAUCUAAAUGAGCAAAACAAAAAUGUAUGGCCUCAUCUGCUGAAGGUCUGUGUUUCGUUAUUGCGACAAAUUCAUACACGCGAUCUGCGGCGGGCAUUCUGCCCGGAAGGACAUUGGACUGCACAGAAUCUAAAUCUACCACUCGAUAAACCCACCGAUUUGCAUCUGUCCAGGGGACGCCGAGGCCUACGACCAUUUCAACCGAUACGAGACUUUACACGCGAAGAUGUCGAAGAUGGACCACCGCUUUCCACCAAACAGAUUCGCUCUAUUACGAUCCUGCGCGAAAUUCCGUUCGUUGUAGCUUUCAACACGCGAGUUGCCGUUUUCCAGGGUUUGGUGGCUGCGGACAAACUGAGAACUCAGGGCGAUUUGCAGGGGUUCUUGCAAGGACCGUCCAUUCAGUUGACAAUGCGUAGAUCUCACAUAUACGAGGAUGCCUUCGAUAAGCUAAGCCCAAUCAAUGAACCUGAUCUGCGAUCGAAAUUUCGAAUUGAGAUGGUCAAUUCUGUUGGCAUGAGGGAAGCAGGUAUCGAUGGAGGCGGUGUGUUCCGAGAGUUUCUUUCCGAGCUUCUUAAGAACGCGUUCGAUCCACAUCGCGGUUUUUUCAUGAUUACGAAAGACAAUAUGCUGUACCCAAAUCCAAGCGUGGGUAAAAUAGUGGAAGAUUACCAACGACAUUAUUACUUCAUCGGUCGUAUUCUGGGCAAGGCAUUGUACGAAAACUUGUUGGUGGAGUUACCGCUGGCCGAUUUCUUCCUUUCCAAAUUAGCCGGAAAACAUUCUGACGUAGAUAUUCAUCAGUUGGCAUCACUCGACCCAGUACUGCAUAGGAAUCUUAUGUCACUAAAGGCCUAUGAAGGCGAUGUAUCGGAUUUGGGAUUAGAUUUUACUAUAGUCUGUGAUGAGCUAGGCGAAACUAGAGUAGAAGAGCUUAAACCGAACGGUGCCAAUAUAACAGUCAACUCGUCCAACCGACUGGAGUACAUUCAACUGAUGGCAGAUUUUAAGUUGAAUAAGCAGAUACGAUCACAAUGUCUUGCAUUCCGACAAGGCCUGGCGAAUGUGCUGCCUAUUGAGUGGUUGUACAUGUUCAGCAAUAAGGAGCUACAGGUUUUAAUAUCAGGCGCUCAAAUUCCAGUUGAUAUGCACGAUCUUCGACAGAAUACACGAUACGGUGGCGACUUCACGAUAGAACAUCCCACAAUACAGCUAUUCUGGAAGGUGGUCGAAGAAUUCGAUGAUAUUCAGCGGCGACAACUGCUCAAGUUUGUAACCAGCUGCUCUCGGCCGCCAUUGUUGGGGUUUAAGGAUUUAGAUCCUCCGUUUUGCAUCCAGAACGCCGGCGAUACGGAUCGUCUUCCAUCAGCAAGCACCUGUAUGAAUCUGCUCAAAUUACCCGCGUUCGAAAAAGAGGACAUACUGCGAGAAAAGUUGCUGUACGCAAUACAAAGCGGUGCUGGCUUCGAACUGAGUUAAGGUUAGAUAUAUGUUGUGCUUCUGGACAGUGGUAAAUUCCAGCGAUUGUUAUUUGUCAACCGCAUUGGUCCGUUUUUUUAUGUAACGCACCGUAGAGCAACAAUACUGCUCGGGUUUUGGUAAAUGUUUCCUUAAUAGUUUGCUUCAUUUCCGGUGGAACGCAGGAACGUCUGUCCGAGGUUUUUGGCAGAGCAAGAUGUAAGCAAUUGUAUGAAUAUAUUUAUUUCGUGAUACUAUUUUAUCGGUAAAAAAUGAUAUUCCUUGCAAAAUAACAAAUAUUGCAUGAAAAAAAGAU
Molecule: messenger RNA, 3763 nt
Organism: Sabethes cyaneus
Lineage: Eukaryota; Metazoa; Arthropoda; Insecta; Diptera; Culicidae
Product: ubiquitin-protein ligase E3C
Exons: 9
Coding region: 124-3468 (1114 amino acids)
Biological process (GO): ubiquitin-dependent protein catabolic process; protein polyubiquitination
Molecular function (GO): ubiquitin protein ligase activity; protein binding
Source: RefSeq, a predicted model, not a curated record